This is a messenger RNA of Asparagus officinalis (garden asparagus), 939 nucleotides long. Its product is annotated as floral homeotic protein PMADS 2-like. Bases 54 to 674 code for a protein of 206 amino acids. Gene Ontology annotation, biological process: positive regulation of transcription by RNA polymerase II. The record is from RefSeq and is a predicted model, not a curated record. The transcript is spliced from 7 exons. Gene Ontology annotation, molecular function: protein dimerization activity; DNA-binding transcription factor activity, RNA polymerase II-specific; RNA polymerase II cis-regulatory region sequence-specific DNA binding. Gene Ontology annotation, cellular component: nucleus. NCBI's taxonomy places the organism in Eukaryota, Viridiplantae, Streptophyta, Magnoliopsida, Asparagales, Asparagaceae.
AAUUCCUCCUCAAUCCCUCCCCAAAAUUUCCCAAAUUUGAGAUCAAGAUCGAAAUGGGGAGGGGGAAGAUCGAGAUCAAGCGGAUCGAGAACUCGACCAAUCGCCAGGUCACGUUCUCGAAGCGCAGGAAUGGGAUCAUGAAGAAGGCGAGGGAGAUCAGCGUGCUCUGUGAGAGUGAGAUCUCCGUUGUUGUUUUCUCGAGCCUUGGCAAGAUUAGCGAGUUCUGUAGCCCUAAUACUACAUUGCCGAAGAUGUUGGAGAAGUAUCAGCAGCAUUCUGGGAAGAAGCUUUGGGAUGCGAAGCACGAGAAUUUGAGUGCGGAGAUUGAACGGAUCAAGAGGGAGAAUGAUAACUUGCAGAUCAAGCUCAGGCACUUGAAGGGUGAAGAUCUGAACUCGUUGAAUCCGAGAGAACUGAUACCAAUUGAAGAAGCCUUGCAGAAUGGCAUGACUAACGUUCGCGCUAAGCAAAUGGAUUUCUUGAAGAUGCUCAAGCUAAAUGGGAAGAUGUUGGAAGAGGAGAAUGAGAAAUUGGCUUAUUAUCUGCACCAUCAGGAAUUAGCAAUGGAACGGAACCGGCAUGGAUGCCACCAGGGAGGGACAGAUUAUGCAUCGGAGGUGCAGAUGGCUUUGGGAGUGCAACCAAUGCAGCCAAACUUGCAAUUGGCUAAAUAGCAGCGCCCUUCGUGCUUUCAGAUAGUAUUGUGAUUUUCUUAUGAUUUAAAUGCUUGCAUUAUCUUACAUUAGUGCAUUCCUGGGGUCGUAUCGCUAGUUAUUUAUCUUUGUGUGCUCAAUUUAGGAACUUGUGUGCUAAAGUUUCCUUUGUUUCAUGUAACUGAACAAAGUAUUGUCCUUACAUAACUACAUCAAUGUAACAAAAUUUUGUUGCUGAAGAGUUAUUCACUCUGUUUGACUGCUUCAAACAAAAUUCAUAUGCUCC